UGACAUCGCCUCGGGAGCUGACUAGCAAAAUAGCUAAAAAAGUCAAAGCAAAGAAGUUUUUGGAAGUAUUCAAAUUUCAAAAGCAAACACAUGAGACCAUUUUGUUUAAUGUUUCAAAAAAAAGUACCUCGUGCACUGGGACGGUUUGCAGUAGAGUGUGAUGCGACGGGGAUAUGAGAAUCAGCACCUCCAAAUCCGAGGCCAUGGCGCUUGACCGGAAACGGGUGGCUUGCCCUCUCCAGGUUGGAGGAGAGUUUUUGCCCCAGGUGGAGCAGUUUAAGUAUCUUGGGGUCUUGUUCACGAGUGAGGGAAGGAUGGAGCGUGAGAUUGACAGAUGGAUUGGUGCGGCGGCAGCAGCAAUGUGGUCGAUGUACCGGUCUGUUGUGGUAAAGAAGGGGCUGAGCCAAAAGGCAAAGCUCUCGAUCUACCGGUCAAUCUACGUUCUUACUCUCACCUAUGGUCAUGAGCUUUGGGUCAUGAACGAAAGGACAAGAUCUCAGAUACAAGCGGCCGAAAUAAGCUUCCUUCCCAGGGUGGCAGGGCGCACCCUUAGAGAUAGGGUGAGGAGCUCUGUCACACGGGAGGAGCUCGGUGUAGAGCCACUGCUCCUCCAUAUCGAGAGGAACCAGUUGAGGUGGCUCAGACACCUGUUCUGGAUGUCUCCUGGAGGUCUACCUGGGGAAGUAUUCCGGGCUUGUCCCACUGGGAGGAGGCCCCCGGGGAAGACCCAAGACACGCUGGAGGGACUAUGUCUCUCAGCUUGCCUGGCAAUGCCUUGGGGUUCCCCCGGAGGAGCUGGAGGAAGUGUCUGAGGAGAGGGAAGUCUGGAGUUCCUUGCUGAGACUGCUGCCCCCGCGACCCGGCUUCGGAUAAGCGGUUGAUGAUUGAUGGAAGUUUCACAAUAUUUUAGUUAUUUUUGUAUUUCUGAUCGAAUGAAUGCAGACUUGAUGAUCAUAAGCGACUUCUUUCAAAAACAUUAAAAAUAGUAAUGUGUCUAAACUUUUGAUUGGUAUUACGUAAGUAAAACUGUACAAAUUUUAAAAUGAAAUGUAUAAAUAAAAUGUUUAGGAAUCAUAUUUGUUUCAAGUACUUUUUAUUGACUGUGGGAGGGCUCCAAAUGUCUAGAACCGGCCCUGGACAACACUUUGUAAUUUUAUGGCUUCAAAGAUAGAAUUUGGAGGACAUCUGCUUUACUUAUAUUAAUGCUUAAAUGUGUAAAUUAGUUAAAAAUAAGUAAACAGAUUUAUUGUUUAUUUUGGCAAAUCUGUUUC
Molecule: messenger RNA, 1271 nt
Organism: Onychostoma macrolepis
Lineage: Eukaryota; Metazoa; Chordata; Actinopteri; Cypriniformes; Cyprinidae
Exons: 1
Coding region: 174-812 (212 amino acids)
Source: RefSeq, a predicted model, not a curated record